UCCCGGUUCUCGGAUCGGACGCCGGCCCGCGCGCCGCCCCGGGGGCUUUGGCCUGCGGCUCAGCGGGGUCUGCUGGCUGGGGCCGCGGCUCGCGUCCUCGACUUCUUUUUUUCCGUCCCGCGCGGCAGGGCGGGGAGCGGCCCGGCCCUCGUGCUGGGGCAGGCGGAGGCGCGGGGCGGGGGCCGCUGCCUUUUUGCCGGCGUCCGGACCGGCCCGCGCCUUCGCAGCGUGUUCUCUCCAUGCAUCCGGAGCCCGCCCCGCCCCCGAGCCGCCACAGUCCGGAGCUUCCCCUCAGCAGCGGCAGCACCACCAGCGGCAGCCGCCGGAGCCGCCGCAGCGGGGACGGGGAGCCCUCGGGGUCCCCGCCGCCGCCAGCCGCCGUCAGCUACCCGGACUGGAUCGGCAAGAGUUACUCCGAGGCGAUGAGCCUCAACGAGCACUCGAUGCAGGCGCUGUCCUGGCGCAAGCUCUACUUGAGCCGCGCCAAGCUCAAAGCCUCCAGCCGGACCUCGGCUCUGCUCUCCGGCUUCGCCAUGGUGGCCAUGGUGGAGGUGCAGCUGGACCCUGAGCACGACUACCCCCCGGGGCUGCUCAUUGCCUUCAGCGCCUGCACCACAGUGCUGGUGGCCGUGCACCUGUUUGCACUCAUGAUCAGCACCUGUAUCCUCCCCAACAUUGAGGCCGUAAGCAACGUGCACAACCUCAACUCAGUCAAGGAGUCGCCCCAUGAGCGCAUGCAUCGCCACAUUGAGCUGGCCUGGGCCUUCUCCACCGUCAUAGGCACGUUGCUUUUCCUCGCCGAGGUUGUGCUGCUCUGCUGGGUCAAGUUUCUGCCCCUUAAGAAGCAGUCGGGGCAGCAGCGCCCCACUUGCAAGCCCCCGUUGGACAACGUGGCCUCCAACAACAGCUCUGGCAUCACCCCAGGCCAGGCGGCGGCCAUCGCCUCCACCACCAUCAUGGUGCCCUUUGGCCUGGUGUUCAUCGUCUUCGCUGUGCACUUUUACCGCUCCUUGGUCAGCCACAAGACGGACCGGCAGUUCCAGGAGCUGAGUGAGCUGGCUGAGUUUGCCCGCCUGCAGGACCAAAUGGACCACAGAGGGGAUCACCCCCUGACACCCGGCAGCCACUAUGCCUGAACCCUCUGCAGCCCUCCCUCAGGGCUUUGGCCUGGCUCCCUUCCCUGUGACCUUGCCCUGCCACAGCCUCAAGGACCGCCUGGGCGGGGAGCUGGGCUUCUUCAAGGGGUAGAGGGAAAAGGCUUUUUGUAAAAGAGAUGGCUACAUUUUGAAACUUUCCUCGAAGUCAGAGGAAAAGCACUUGCUGGUGUUGCAACUCCAGGCCCGCAUAUUGGGAGGAGCAAGGGAGGGCUGGUGGAGAGCCAGGAGAAUCUGCCUAGUCCGCCCCAUUCCCCGUGCCAGUAGCACCUGGGUGCUCCCUGCCCCUUCCAUCUUGACUGCCUUUCCCCUUCUGCAUCGAGCGUGUGCAUGUGUGUGUGUACACAUAAAUAUAUUCCUAAGGGA
This is a messenger RNA of Ochotona princeps (American pika), 1520 nucleotides long. It is a transcript of the gene ORAI1, whose product is annotated as ORAI calcium release-activated calcium modulator 1. Gene Ontology annotation, molecular function: store-operated calcium channel activity. NCBI's taxonomy places the organism in Eukaryota, Metazoa, Chordata, Mammalia, Lagomorpha, Ochotonidae. Gene Ontology annotation, cellular component: membrane. Gene Ontology annotation, biological process: store-operated calcium entry. The record is from RefSeq and is a predicted model, not a curated record. The transcript has 2 exons. Bases 240 to 1136 code for a protein of 298 amino acids.